GAGCUAGAGCUCAAGCUCAAGCGCCGUCCAUGGACUGCGCAGUGUCCGCGAUCCGCACACGCUGUAGUGGUAACUGCAGCGGAGGGAGGGGGAGAACAGAAGUGGUGGGCAUGAAGAGGAAGAACAGUUGUGAAACGGUCGUUUCACACAUCCUGCACCUCCGCAGCUUAGAAACGUUGCAUGGAAUUUUACCAAAUGGUGCGCAUCAAUCGGCUGCCCUUUCAGCGAUGCGAAGCGUGUAGAUAGCUCGUCUUUCUUAUGGCUCGUACGCAGUAUCGAUUUAAACACCGUUAGCAUAACAUUGUUCCUCAGUCAACAUGAGGGAUAAUACCCCAGGAGAUGAAUAGCUGCGUGUCGAUGAGUUUGCCAAAACCAGGUCAAUAGGGCUUCAAAUUGUGGUGUUACAAGUGGACUUCCUCAUAGUCUAACCUUGCUUCAGUCGCGAAGAGUUUUCCUAGCAGCUAGUGACUGGUCCACAUGGCUCAAUGCGCUUGAGUUGUGUCAGAUUUUGACCUGAAUGUAAGAAGAGAAGGAUGCACCAGCAUGGCAGCCAUAUCUGCACAUGCGAGGUGCUCGUUAACGUCUUGAUUUAGAAUUCUGGUGUGAAUAUCACACAAGGAUCAGUAGAUCAUUUGUCUCUGAAUUGAGAUUAAGUAGCUGCUCCUGCAAGGAGGUCUGCUGAAUUGAGAAGCAACGUAAAUGCUGCCACGACGCCCCAAGGAUUACGACGAAGGCGACGGAGAGCGACGGAUGAAGAAGGAGGUUAAGGUAUGGCGGGGUGUGGCACAUUACCGCACUUGCAUGAAGCGCAUGGCUCUGCAACGAGAACGAGGUGCUCGAACGAUGAACGAUUUGUAUUUGCUGGAAGAUAUCGUCAACGAUGUCAGGUUCAUCUGUGAUCUUCCCGUGGCUCUCCGCUUGGAUUGGCAGAUUUGCCAAGUUCUUGGAUAUGAGUUACAUGGACCUGGCCAUCGUGUUUGUAAGCAAGGAAGCAAAGCAUUCUCCUUCAUCAUCAUUUUCGCCGGAUCUGUUAAGUGCACGUAUCACCAACUGGGCAUGCAAGAAGAUAAGACUUGGAUCAUUCCUGCCGGUAAAUGGUUCGGCGAUAAAGUGCUUGAAGAUUGGAAUUAUACAUGGGAAUUCAGCGUUGACACGAACGAGAAGACAGAACUGCUCACGCUCACCAGGAGAGACUACGAAAAAGUCCUCAAGAUAAAGAAGACUCCAGAGCUUCAGGAAAGGGUCAGCUUUCUCAAGGGGAUUGAAAGAUUCAAAAAUCUGCCUAGACAAAGCCUUUUGCGGUUGGCUAAUGUGCUCUCCCAUCGCAUCUACAGCAAAAAUCGGAUAAUUACCUUCCAAGGAGAUGACUCCACGGAGAUGUACUUCGUCAGAUCUGGCGAAUGCCGAGUCAUUCUUGAGGUGCCAAAUGAGAAGAUGUGGACACCUCUCCCUCGGGCUUCUUCUUUUCUAAAGCAAUACUGGCCAUCACAAUACCACCGCUGCAAGAUGGACGAGCCUAAGGACAAGCAUAAGGACUUGAGGCACCCCCAACACGAAAAGCCUCGCGAUCCCAAUUCCACGCCGUGUGCGCUACCGAAACAGAGGCCAGGUAAGACUACGGCACCUAGGAGUGAGCCAUGCCACUCUGUUGACAGUGGCAAACUUGUCCCGCACCUCAGCUCCGCCAUUGUGAAGAAUCCGGACGCAAUUUCAUGCUUGAUCCAGCGCGAAAUGUCCUCCAAGCACAAGUCCAUCUCGGCAGCACUGAAGAAACGACAGAGUGAGAUUACACCCAUUGCCCUGGCAUACUCACCCGAGAAAACAUUCGAUCUUCGGCGCCGAGUCACCUCCGGAUCAGCGCCCGACUGGCGAUGGAGCUCACUGGGGUCAACCCCUAAGGACACGAAGCGUAAGCUGACAUUGAUGGACAGGCUCCCAAUUGGCACAAUUGGAGAAAUUCGGACGCACGACCUUCCCAGCGAGGAAAGGCCGUCGCAGUGGGGCUCUCCUCGCGGCUCGGUGGAGGCCAUCUCACGCUCUGGAACCCUCGUUCGCAAGGAGAAGGUCUUUCCGCUCUUUCCGGUUGUCAAGGACGAUCAACCGAACUGGCCGUUCAUGGGGACGGCCCCCAAUUCGUCUACCAAGUCAUCACGAUUUUCUUUAAUGCAGAUCCACUUCUCGGACAAGUACGGCGAGAAGCAGGCUAAGAAAAGCAAAUAUUCUUUGCGGUUGUUUCUUAUGGAUUGUCAUCGCAAGGAGAAGGAGCAUCGCAUGGCAGAGUUCAGUGAGAAGGACCACCGUUUGUGGCAGAUGGGCAUACGAGGUGAACAGAUCAUGCCAGGCAUUGUCGGCGAGGAAAAUGAAUACUAUCGGGAUAAAUUCGAGCAAUGGGCGAGGCACAUCAUUGACCGGGAGAAGACACUGCUGUCGCAUACGAAGGUGGCAGAUACGGGUGAUUGGAGCUUCAUGCCUGGAACUCAACAGAAUGCACCCAUGAAGCUGACCAAGGGUCCGGGGAAAGAUGGUCCUGCAGCAUCAACGAUUCUGGACAUAGGAUGCCUUAAAGCAGGAGAUUAUUUUGGGGAGAGAGGACUUUUGACGGCAACAAAGCGAGCAGCGACCAUUGUGACAGUGAGCCAUGUGGACUCGCUUGUGCUCUCCAAGUGGGACUUCCACCGUCACUGCGACCGCCACGUCCUCCGAGUCUUCAAAUCCAAUGAGUACCAGAAGCAGCGGCACCUCUUCAGAAAUUACCAGCGGAAUCGCAAAUGGGAGCGACUCAAGAGGAGAGUGUUCGGUGAUGUGCUGGAGGGGAAGGCCAACAAGCUGAAGGUCAUCGUUGGACCACGCCCCAUCCGGGUGUUGCCUAAAAGAAACCGUACCAAGCAUGAUAUGCCUGUGAAGGAGUGGAUCUUCAAAUCCCAUCCCACUGCUCUACCCAGAUUUCCCCAGCUUUGAUAACAGCUUCGAGUGAAUGUUGCCAUGUUACAUCAUUCCUGUUAUUUCAGUAACCUAAUGGCAAUUUAGUUAAACGUGUUAAUCAGUAAUAAAUAAGUCAUUGAUGACAAAAAGGAUAUGACAGAGAGUUCCCACAAAUGGGUCAUCAUAAUGCCGCAGAAACUGAACCUUUUGAGGUCGACCAGGAUCCUUUCCUGAAAUUUGACCCUUUAACAGGUUGCGCAAGUGAUUCGAAGGACAAACAUGCGUCUCUUCAAACUCAUCCCAGCAGGUUCAAGUCAUUCACACCCCCUGUUAGCCUGAACUCCACAUUCGUGAAAAGAGCAACUACGUCUUUUCCUUGAACUUGUGUAGUCUAACAAAUUCCAGUGCUUGAACGGGUCAUUUGAGCGUAAAAUUUUAGAAGACCAUUCAACGGGAAGCGUUGUGUCAACCAGGGCAAUCGCAUUCAACCGAGUAGGUCCAGCAACCAUUACUAAUAAUGCUCUUCGAAGCUUCACAACGAAUCAAAAUGUGCUUGGUAGCUCAAUGAUCAGUGCAACAAUAUAACGUUCAAUUUCGGAAGAGGUUUAUCGGAUUUGUCAAGGGUCGAUUGUGUAUCAUAGCUCCGCACACUCGAAGCUCGAAACGACGAAGUCGACAAGAUUCAUACAAAAGCAAACCAGGAUAUGGAUCAUGAAUUAGUGUACUCAGCAACCUUCGCUGGAUUUCCUCGUCGUCGGGUUUAUCAAGAAUGGUGAAGAGGGUUAGUAACAGUGAUUGUGCAGUUGGGCUCAUACUGGAAACUGUGGUGAGUGCAUUCGCGAGCUGCGAUGGUAGCAGAACGAGACUAAUGCUACCUCGCCUUAAAUUGGCAGCCACUUUGAGUUGUAAUUCGUGCGAUGUAUGAGGACCAAUUUGUGCUUGAGAUGUU
Messenger RNA from Physcomitrium patens, 3871 nucleotides. RefSeq lists its product as uncharacterized. Lineage: Eukaryota; Viridiplantae; Streptophyta; Bryopsida; Funariales; Funariaceae. The record is from RefSeq and is a predicted model, not a curated record.